Molecule: messenger RNA, 981 nt
Organism: Engraulis encrasicolus (European anchovy)
Lineage: Eukaryota; Metazoa; Chordata; Actinopteri; Clupeiformes; Engraulidae
Exons: 4
Coding region: 1-903 (300 amino acids)
Source: RefSeq, a predicted model, not a curated record
AUGCCUUCUUUAACAGCUAAAAAUUUAGCCCUGUAUGGAAAGGCAACCCAGUCAAACCUGAUUGACAACCCCUGGUCAGGGUACAGUGAUGCCCACAAUGCCAUUGAUGGAAAUCGUGACUCGUAUUUCAAUCAUGGAUCCUGCACUGCCACUGAUGAUGAGACCAACCCCUGGUGGAGGGUGGACCUGCUGAAGGAGUACAUCAUCACAUCAGUGGUCAUCACCAACAGAAGAGACUGUUGCUCUGAGAGACUCGAUGGAGCUGAGAUUCACAUUGGCAGCUCCCUGCUGGAAAAUGGCAACCGCAAUCCACGGGCUGGGGUGAUAUCGUCUAUCCCAGCUGGGAGAACUAUGACCCUCAGAUGGGACAAUGGGGUCAAGGGUCGCUACGUUAAUGUUUUGUUGCCAGGAUACAAUAGGCUUUUGACUCUAUGCGAGGUCGAGGUUUAUGGCUAUUUGGCACCAACUGGUGAGAAUGUGGCCUUAAGAGGGAAGUCCACUCAGUCAGACCUUUAUGGACAAGCCUUUGCUUCCAAUGCUAUUGAUGGGAAUCGGGAUGGAAUAUGGGCCCAUGGGUCCUGUAGUUGCACAGAGGCUCACCUCAACCCCUGGUGGAGGGUGGACCUGCUCCAGACACACAAAGUCUUCUCAGUGAUCAUCACCAACACUGUGGAUAGUGUCCCCAGUCGGCUGAAUGGAGCUGAAAUCCGGAUUGGCAAUUCUUUGGACAACAAUGGCAUCAAUAAUCCCAGAUGUGCUGUAAUCUCCUCUAUUCCUGCUGGGUUUUCUAAGACGUUUCAGUGCAAUGGCAUGGAGGGACGCUAUGUGACUGUGGUGAUACCUGGACGUGCAGAGUAUCUCACUCUCUGUGAAGUAGAGGUGUACGGAUCACCACUGGACUGAAGCUCUUCAAAACAACACACAUCAUCCAUCAUGUUUUCCUUUGAAGAAAACACAGCCGAAAUGAAUGUCACAGCAUCA